Plasmodium malariae is the source of this 1956-nucleotide messenger RNA. RefSeq names its product conserved Plasmodium protein, unknown function. The coding region runs from base 1 to 1956 and encodes 651 amino acids. The record is from RefSeq and is a predicted model, not a curated record. Lineage: Eukaryota; Apicomplexa; Aconoidasida; Haemosporida; Plasmodiidae. The transcript has 17 exons.
AUGAAUGCAAUUAAAAAGCAAAUGAAGUGCUCACCAUAUCGCAGCAAUUUCAGGAGAAGAACAUUUUACAGCUCUGUAGUUAUCAAUAGCUUUGACUUUAAGAACAACCAACAACUUUUACUCACAAAAGUUGAAGUAGUAAAAAAUAAAAGUCAACUAAUUAAUAACUGUUCGAAUUUUUUAAAAAAUUUUGAAAAUUUCUCAGUUAUUUGUUGCUCUUGCAAUGACCCAAAAAAUAAAGUUCAACUGAAAAAGUCGCUGUGGUUCUCAAGCAUAGGAUUAGAGAUAAAGGAUUUUCUAGACUACUGUUAUAAAGAUAAUGCUGAAUUAAAAAAAGAUAAAGUAAAAGUUUUUGAAGAAAUUGUAAAAUUGCAAUGCCCAGUAAUACUAAGGGACAAGAAUACGAUCCUGGUUGAAGGUGAAAUAGCCCCUAAGAAAGUAGUCAACUCAGCUAAAAGGAUAAGACACUUUUUCAAUAUAUCGGAAACGUGCAGAAGCUGCUACCAGAAAAAUAAAUGCAAACGAUUUCUGCAGAAAUACUCAGGUGAACCGGACUUUUCUGAUUUCACUCGAUUAAUGACGGGAUACUAUAAUAUAUGCAAAAUUUACAUAAAGAGAAAAGAUGAAGACCGAGAGGAGUUGAUUCCCAUAGUAGAGAAAGUGAACCACUUCCAUUUUGUUCUUUUCCACAUGUACAACUAUCUGCUUAAGCACAAGCAUUUUAACUAUAGCAAUGUUGAGGAAGGUAGUAGAACCGCCAUAUUGAAAUACUUAAAAGAGAAGAGAAAGAAUACGUUGUUAAUAAAAAAUCAGUUCAUACAAGAAAAACUUUUAAACAUACCGAAGGAAUACUCAGAUAUUAUGAUACCUACAGCUAAAGCUAAAAUGAAAAAAAGACAAAAAAAUAUUUUUGAGAGAGUACAAAAAUUUAAGAAAAAAUCAAAAAUAUCGGAAGCGGAAGAGGAGAAGUUCAUAUGGGUUGAGGAGACGGGGGAAGAAGGUGCUUUUCACCAAAACGAUAACAAUAUACAUAAUUCAGAUAAUCCGUGUGCUAAUGAAAUGGAUGAGGGUACGGAUGUGCUAAAUGACACAUACGAUGAUAUGCACAACACAUUGACUGAAAUAAAAAGUAGUUGUGAAAAUUCUCCCAUGCUUCGUUUUCACUAUAUAUCUAAAAAAGGGGAAGACAACUCAUAUGAUACCAUUUUAAAUUAUAAUAGCUUAUAUAAUAAAUAUACAGAGCUCCUAGAAAAAAGAGUGUACGUUAACUUGGAUGAUCAAGAGAUCAACGAGGACAUAAUUAAGAAUCUGGAGUUGCUAAAAGGAAGACAAGUGAAAACAAAUGACAGCAAACACAAUUGCGAACAGGACGAGGAAAUUACGGAGCUUACAGAUGUUAUAAAAAGAUCAUUAAAAGAUAGCUUUGAGUACAUAUACAACAGGAGUGAAGCAGAAAAAAUAGACAAAAAAAUAAACAGAAGAAGCAGAAUAAACUCACUGAUGAAAUUAGAAAGCCCCUCAUCUUCAUAUGGUCAACACGGUCAAGAGAAUGAUGACAGUGAGGAUGCAAGAUUUGAAUAUUUUAAGCAACUGAGGGACCGUUCGCCGAACUUUGAUGAGCAUGUCGAAAUAAAGGAAGAGUUCAACAGCAUAUACAAUGAUACUUAUCAUGCUCACAAGGGAGUUACGUUAGAAGAUAUUGAAGAAGAAAGGAAGAACCUCAUUGAGCGGGAUAAGAAAGAAUUAAAAGAGCACUCCUUUUACAUUUGUAAAAAUGCUAAAUUUCCGGAGCUGCAGAAUGGGGAGAACACGAAAACACUAAACCGAAACAAAUAUUUAAACGAUGAACUGCAAGAAUAUAUGAGACCUCAAUCUUCUGUCCAUAAAAAUAAUUUGAAGAUAAAGGAGUUAAAGGAGGAAACCAUACAGGCUCACUCCUCAUCGACAAAAGGGUAA